This is a messenger RNA of Dreissena polymorpha, 4147 nucleotides long. Its product is annotated as VPS9 domain-containing protein 1-like. Gene Ontology annotation, biological process: early endosome to late endosome transport. The transcript has 15 exons. The record is from RefSeq and is a predicted model, not a curated record. Gene Ontology annotation, cellular component: plasma membrane; transport vesicle; late endosome. Bases 46 to 2421 code for a protein of 791 amino acids. Gene Ontology annotation, molecular function: guanyl-nucleotide exchange factor activity; SNARE binding. Lineage: Eukaryota; Metazoa; Mollusca; Bivalvia; Myida; Dreissenidae.
UCGGAGAGAAGCUUGAAGGUUUUAACAUCACACAUCAUAGGCAUAAUGUCAUCCGCUGAAACAUUAGCCAAACAACUGAUGGUGGUUAUGAAAGAUGUGUCAAUGGCACUAGAUUUCGACAAUGCAGAUAGAAUAGAGGAUGCCUACAAGAAGUAUCUGGAGGUUGUGUUGAGGGUCGCUACAAGCCUGUUGAAGACGCUGCAUGCUGAUGUUGGCCACCUUCAUGUGGCUCCAGACAUAGUAAAGCUCAUCAAUCUGGGACAACAAUGCAUGGACCGGGCUGCAAACAUCAUCAGAAAGAAGUCAGGUGGUCAGACUGCCGCAGGUCCACCUAAGUCUUUUCCAUCGUCUUUAGAGGGCAACAAAAAUCAACCAUCAAAGAAGCAGAAACAGACAAAAACAUCUCCGUGGGAUUGUGUUUCACCUGUGCUAAAAGACAAGAUACUGUCUGGAAAGAGAACUCCAGGUGUGGACAGGCUGUCACCAGUGGUCUUCUCUUCAUCAGUCAAGUUGCCAGACAAAGAGUGCCGAGGUAGUGUUACAACAACGGAGGGCAAAUUGGCUUCUAUAGUUAAAACAUCAUACACAUUUUCCAGGGGGAUUGCCCCUUUGGAAGUUGCUAGGCGACAAAAUCAGCAGCUGCUAUCUGCCUUCAGACGACGCCAGAACCUGACAACAAACAAAUCCCUCUCAACUACACUGAGUUUGACCAUGCAGCGGAAGAUGGCAGAAAACUUGGCGAUUGCUCAUGCACAGGAAACGGCUUUAGCAAAGAAGAUUGCAGAACGUCAAGCCAGGCUCGAGGAACAAGCAACUAAGAGGUUUAAUUCACCAAUUGGAAUGUCGGAAGAGGAACAAAAGCAGCGUCAUAUUUACAGACGGGUGCUGGAGUUGGAAAUGGAACAGGUAUGGCUUGCAGAGCUUCGCAAAAGGCUGGAUAGCAAUCCUACAGACAUUGAAGUCAUAAGUGAAAUAAUUACCAGUAUCCUUAGUUGUCAAAGUCACCCACUGACAGAGGAGCUUGAAAAACAUCAGAACAGAAUCCUAGACAAACUUACACCGCUAGUGAAAAACAUAGAUUCUGAUCUGAAUCAAAUCCAGCGUGUUCUGGAGUCAGAUGUUAGCCUCGAUUUACUGUCGCUGGAAGCAGGGUUGGAUUCCAAACACCAGCUGAUAUUAGAGGGUGAACAACAAGACCUGAUUUCUCCUAGUGAUCAACAUAAUGAACUGGAAAAUACUGCAAAUAAUAAAAUGGAGGAGGAUAUAAAGAAUGCCAUUAAAACACAUGAUGUAUCAUCAAAUGCCAGUACGAGUGGUAGUAAUAUUGUAAGUUGCACACUUGAAAUGAAAAGUCAGAUUAAAAAGUCGCUUGAACAAGGUGAAGAAGUGACAGCCGUAUUUCAGAAAGAAGAUGAGAUGGUGAAAACUAUAACAAGAAAUAUGGCUUCCGAUUAUUUAAGGUACAGUCAAGAAAAUAUGGAUGACCUCUUUGAUUCCGAUGAUGAUGAAGCAGAAAAUGAUCUCCCUGUUGCAGAUGAUGUAUUAUCUAGCUCACGGGUUAAAAAUGCUGACAUUCAACAAGAUGAUGAACACAAUGUCACAGAGGAAAUAGAACUAUCUAGUGCAAACAGGGAGUUAAUUGACGAUAAUGACUGCCAACCUGAUAAAGGGCCUGAAAACAAUAAUAUUGAACAUGGAAUUGAGAAUAUAUCCAAGAAAGAUACAAGUUACAAUGAAAUGGAAUACAAGAUCUUCAACCUCCGUACUGAGGCCUACCAUCGGCACUUGUCUGGGAUAACAGAAGAAAUCAUGACCAGCAUUGAUACAUUGCAGUUGCUGUUUGUGGUUGUGUUUGAAAGUCUGGACAGCCCUGAGGGCAGGGACCAGUGUAAUGUCCUCAUUGAGCAGUACUUCUUCAGGCCCCUCUGGCAACACUUGCUCACCCUCUUCAGAAUGGCCAACAAACCGAAGGAGAUGAGGCUUGCAAAGGUGAUGCGUAGCCAUGCUGGUUGUGGCCCUGAUCGGUUCAGUGUACGUGCCGAGCUGUGUCUCUCUGACCAGUCUGGGCCCUCCCCAUACCAGAGUGCUGUACAGGAGCUGCACCAGCUGUGCCAGACAGACACCAUGAUGAACAAGCUGGAUAGACUUGUGAAGGCUUCUAAAGAGGUGAUGCAGUGUGUGGAGAUGUACUACAGAGGUCGAGAGACCAGCCCACCUAGCAUAGGUGCCGAUGACUUGUUGCCUGUCCUCAGUUUCAUCAUAGUUCGCAGCAGCCUCCCUCAAUUGGUGUCAGAAUGUCAUGCAAUUGAGAAAUUCAUCCAUGAAGCGUACAUGCUUGGUGAGGAGGGAUAUUGCUUGACCUCCUUUCAGACUGCCCUUAAUUACCUGGUUACACAGGGAAUGACACAGGAUAAGAAUUGAAGACCCUCUGUAACCUAGCCAUACAAUGAAUGGUGCAGAAAGGAAAUCCAAGGCCAUUAAUUAAUGGGCACACAGGGGAUGGAAAUGAACAGGGAUUGAUUGGCUUCAAUAGUGUGUGGACCUACAGGGGCAUUUCUCAACUACCUAGUAAUACAGGGAAUUGAACAGGCAUGGAAAUGACAUUUCUUAACUACCUAGAAAUACAGGAAAUGCAACAGAAAUGGAAAUGACAUUUUUCAACUACCUAGUAAUACAGGGAAUUGAACAGACAUGGAAAUGACAUUUCUCAACUACCUAGUAAUACAUGUACAGCGAAGGAACAGACAUGGAAAUGACAUUUCUUAACUACCUAGUAAUACAGCAAAGGAACAGACAUGGAAAUAACAUUUCUCAACUACCUAGUAAUACAGGGAAGAAACAGACAUGGAAAUGACAUUUCCUAACUACCUAGUAAUACAGGGAAGGAACAGACAUGGAAAUGACAUUUCUCAACUACCUAGUAAUUCAGGGAAGGAAUAGGCAUGGAAAUGACAUUUCUCGACUACCUUGUAAUACGGCGAAGGAACAGACAUGGAAAUAACAUUUCUCAACUACCUAGUAAUACAGGGAAGGAACAGACAUGGAAAUGACAUUUCUCAACUACCUAGUAAUACAGAGAAGGAAAAGACAUGGAAAUGACAUUUCUCAACUACCUAGUAAUACAGGGAAGGAACAGACAUGGAAAUGACAUUUCUCGACUACCUUGUAAUACAGCGAAGGAACAGACAUGGAAAUAACAUUUCUCAACUACCUAGUAAUACAGGGAAGGAACAGAAAUGGAAAUGACAUUUCUCAACUACCUAGUAAUACAGGGAAGGAACAGACAUGGAAAUGACAUUUCUCAACUACCUUGUAAUACAGGGAAGGAACAGACAUGGAAAUGACAUUUCUCGACUACCUUGUAAUACAGGGAAUUGAACAGACAUGGAAAUUACAUUUCUCGACUACCUUGUAAUACAGGGAAUCAGUAGCCACAGUGCAGAAUGUAAUAAGAAGACCCUUAACUACCUAGUCAAAGAGGGAGAGGACCGGAAUAGGAAUUAAUGGCCCUCAAUGACCUUGUCACUGACAUAGUAGAUUUGGAAUUGAAGGGUCUUAGCUAUCUAUUCACAGAGGGAAUAGAGCAGAACUACGACAACUACCUGGUUACAGAGAGAAUGGAACACAAUGGGAAUUGAUAGCCAUUAAAUACCUAGCCACAAAGAGAAUGUAAAGGAUUGGGAAUUGAUUGUCCUGAACUACCUGAUCACGAAAGUAAUUGAAAGAAAUAGGAAUUGAAGGACCUAAACUAAACAGUCCCAUAGGUAAUGGAACAGAAAUUGAUUUGCUAUUAGGUACCUGGUCACACAGGGAAUAAAACUGAAUGUGAAAUGAUUGCCCUCAACUUCCUAGUCACAGAGGUAAUGGAGCAGAAUUGGAAAUGAUAUCUCUCUAAUUAACUGGUUGAAAUGUGUAAAGGAAACAAUAGGAAGCGUUGUUCCUCAACUACCAAGCCUAACACUGUAAUGACAGAAUUAGAAUUGAGCUCCAUGUCUUGGGAAUCAAGUUGACAGAGAAAUGUUGCAUAAUGAAAGUGUUUGUUUUUUUUACUUGUUUCUUACUCAAACUUUUUCUAUAUUUAUUUGCACUUGUUUGACAUGCAUGUUAAUAUUUUUUAAGACUUGUAUAAAAUAUAACAGAAACCUUA